GGAGCAGCUGUCUACAGGAACAUGUCUGAAGAUGUCUGAGUAGAAGAGACAAGAAUGAAUGGAGCAACCUGAAUGUCUGCCAAAGUACUAGGGGAAUUCAAACUUCAGCAUUGCUGAAAUCCUAAAUGAGAGCAAACUGAGUCCAGUUGAGCGUCAGCGAUAUGAGCUUCUCUUUAUACCCUCCUCUGUUGUCUGAUAGAGACAGCCUUCCUCUGAAGAAGAGAGACCAGAGACCAGACUCACCUCCCCACAGUCCACAAUGUGACAGUGCCAUCUUUAAAGCCCCCUAUCCAUAUAAAAGACACAGCAGCCCCUUCCAACCUGUCCCAAGACGGGUGCGGCCAUUGCGCCAUUCAUGGACACACCACUCCGGCAGGAUCAAACCACACGGCCGGUCAGCAUUCACAGACUAUCAACACUGGACAGAGCUGAACAAUGUGCAUUCUCUACAGUCAUGGAGUCCAUUUCACUUUGAUAGGCUGCACUCUCACCUGUCUGGACCCUCCAAAUAUGUACAGCCCACACCUGUGUCUCUGCAGAAUGCUCCACACUGGGAAAGGAAACUACAACACACAGACAAGGAGAUUAAUGGAAGGAAUAAUGGCCUGAACAUGGGCAGAAGAGACAUCACAUCUAACUUAUCUACACUGGAAAACAUAAAACAAACAUCAUGGAGUUCAAGUGCACCUAAAUAUUUUUACAAGCCAACAAAGCCACCUCCAUACCCCAUUCUCAAAGUUCCCUGUAGUGAAAACUUGACAGUGAGAAGUGUCCCUCCACAGCUCCCCGGUCAGGCCCCGUCCUGUGCUCUCAGCCCUCUGCCUUGGCUGCUGCCACAUUUUGAAGCAGGCUCUUUGGUGGAGCUACAGGACGGACGUCUGCAGCGGGUGGAGAGUUUGCAGACAGAGGACUUCCUGCUGGGUGCUAUGGCCUGUCCCGACCUACGCCUUAGCUGUUGCACCGUGCAGAGAAUUUGCCCCUCAGAGCAGACUCCCUCAGUGUGCCGCCUGCUCCUCCUCCUGCACCAGCCGCUCUCUCAGGAGUUGGUGGAUGUACACUUGGAGUACCCUUUCUUUGUGCGGGGCCAGGGCUGGUCUUCAUGUAGCCCCCAGAGGACAGCCCGUCUCUGUGGCCUGCAGUGUCGGCAGCUCUGUGUGGGGGAUGUCUGCCUGGCCCUCACCCCCCUCUCAACUCCAUGCCCCCCAGACUCAGCCUCCCAGGAGCCAGAGACCCCACCCGACUGGACAGACAGGUGUGAAAAAAGAUUGCUUCCCCCAGGCCUCCAGGCACCACCCUCUGGGGAGAGCAGAAGACCUGAGGAGGGGCGCAAAAGGCACUCUUCAGCCCCCAACUGAUCA
Molecule: messenger RNA, 1358 nt
Organism: Boleophthalmus pectinirostris (great blue-spotted mudskipper)
Lineage: Eukaryota; Metazoa; Chordata; Actinopteri; Gobiiformes; Gobiidae
Product: ataxin-1-like
Exons: 4
Coding region: 162-1355 (397 amino acids)
Biological process (GO): nervous system development; negative regulation of transcription by RNA polymerase II
Cellular component (GO): nucleus
Molecular function (GO): RNA binding; protein binding
Source: RefSeq, a predicted model, not a curated record